GACUGACUGAUUGACCUCUCUCCCCCGGAGCUGAGGCCCAUACUUGGGUUUGAAUUCUCCUCGGAGCCGGUGGGCGGGCUCUGACGCUCUGACUGACUGGGCCGUCCAACAUGGCGGGGAAGGCGGCCGGCCGAGGCUUCUACCUCAACACCGUGCUCAGCCUGGCCCGCUCGCUGGCCGCGCAGAAGCCGGCUCCCAUCGAGAAGGUGGAAAAGCUGUUAUGCAUGUCCCCUGUGGAUUUCCAUGGCAACUUCCAGCUGGAUGAGCGUCGCAGAGAUGCAGUUAUUGCACUGGGCAUUUUUUUGACGGAAUCAAACCUUCAGCACAAAGAUACUGUCGUCCCUUAUCUGCUUCGCCUCCUGAAAGGAUUACCUAAAGUACAGUGGAUUGAAGACAGCUCGGGGAGAAAAAAUCGAGGAAAGCUUCCAAUUGCUGAAAACUUCAGCUUCUGCUUAGUGACUCUACUUUUUGAUGUAGCCCAGAAAGAUUCUACGUUAACGGGACAGAUUCUAAAGGCAAUAUUGGAUGUAAUGGAAGUGCUUUUGGGAAUGUGUCUGGCACCUCAGACUCAGGAUAAAGAAAACAUGUGCAGAUGCACGGUACCAUGUUUGAUUGGAAUUGCAAGGGCAUUUGGUCGUUACAGUUACACAGAUGAAUCCCUUCUGUCAAAACUGUUUCCCAAAAUAACGGCACAAUCACUCAAGGCUCCAAGUGAGAUGGAUGGACUGAGGAGGCGUUCCUUCAAUGACUUUAGAUCGAUCCUACCCAGCUCCCUUUUGACCGUCUGCCAGUCAUGUGAUAGCUUGCGUCAAAAGACCAGCAGUGUGACCAAUGUCUCCCAGGGGAGUCCAGAAUGCUCAACUGCUGUUCCUUGCUCACCUGGAGGGAACAAUAUGCAGUAUUUUGAAGGUUCGUACUUACCAGAUGGCGGUGCUUUGGAUCCCCACUAUUACUUUUCAACCAUUAGUUCUAGUUUCUCAGUCUCCCCGUUGUUCACUGGUUGUAGUACAAAAGAAUUUCACGUUCCACUUGAAAAUCUCCGACAACUCCUACAAAUGGUGAAACGCAUUGUGGCUGAGCCAGUUUUAAAAGCACUGGAUGCAACGUUAACUGAGGUUAUUGAGGCAAAUCCUAAUCUGGACCUGUACUAUCGAAACUUCAGCGAUCCUCUUUAUGUCGUGGUGUUUAAAAUGUUGAGGGACACUUUAUAUCACAUGAAAGAUUUGCAGACCACAUUUGUGAAGGAGGUUCAUGAUUUUGUACUCGAGCAGUUUAAUAGCAGUCAGUCAGAACUGCAGAAGAUCUUACACGAUCUGGACUACUUCCAUACUGAGUUUAGCCCUCUGAAGCUCAGAUGUCAAGCAAACGCAGCAUGUGUGGAUUUAAUGGUUUGGGCUGUUAAAGAUGAGCAAGGUGCAGAAAAUCUCUGCUCGAAGCUCUCUGAAAAGUUGCAGUCCAAGACUUCCAGUAAGAUAAUUCUCUCGCAUAUGCCUUUGCUGAUUUGCUGUUUGCAGGGUCUAGGGCAUUUAUGUGAGCGAUUCCCUGUUGCAGUUCAUUCUGUGACAACAUCACUGAGGGAUUUUCUAGUCAUCCCUUCCCCAGUACUUGUCAAAGUGUACAAGUACCACAGUCAAUACAAUUCAGGAGGAACUGAUAUUAAGAUAAGUGUAACAAAUGAACACUCAGAAGCAACUGUGUUGUCCCCAAAGAAAAACCAGCCAUCCAUGUACGAACAACUGAGGGAUAUUGCUAUAGAUAACAUCUGCAGGUGCCUUAAGGCAGGAUCAGCCGCAGAUGCAGAAAUCGUGGAAGCAUUCUUGGCUAGUCUCUCCAAUCGUUUAUACAUAUCCCAGGAGAGUGAUAAGGACGCCCACCUAAUUCCUGAUCACACGAUCCGCUCCCUUGGCCACAUUGCUGUGGCUCUGAGAGACACCCCAAAGGUGAUGGAACCAAUCCUGCAAAUCCUCCAGCAGAAGUUCUGUCAGCCUCCAUCUCAGCUGGAUGUCCUUAUCAUUGAUCAGCUGGGCUGCAUGGUCAUCACCGGCAACCAAUAUAUUUACCAAGAAGUGUGGAACCUCUUUCAGCAAAUCAGUGUGAAAGCCAGUUCUGUUGUUUACUCGGCAACUAAAGACCACAAAGACCAUGGCUACAGGCACUGCUCCCUAGCAGUUAUCAAUGCCCUCGCCAACAUUGCAGCCAACCUGCAGGGGGAGCAAUUGGUGGAUGAACUCCUUGUCAACUUGCUCGAGCUGUUUGUGCAGCUGGGUUUGGAAGGGAAGAGGGCCAGCGAACGAGCGAGUGAGAAAGGUCCUGCAUUAAAGGCUUCAAGCAGUGCAGGAAAUUUGGGAGUUCUCAUUCCAGUCAUAGCAGUGCUGACCAGACGCUUGCCACCGAUCAAAGAUGCCAAACCCAGGCUACAGAAACUGUUCCGUGACUUCUGGCUCUACUCUGUCGUGAUGGGAUUUGCCGUGGAAGGUUCAGGACUCUGGCCAGAGGAGUGGUAUGAAGGAGUGUGUGAAAUAGCCACUAAGUCCCCACUACUGACUUUUCCUGGAGGAGAGCCUUUGCGCUCCGAACUGCAGUAUAACUCUGCUCUGAAGAAUGACACUGUGUCACCGGCUGAACUGAAUGAAUUGAGAAGUACCAUCAUAAAUCUUCUAGAUCCCCCUCCGGAAGUCUCGGCUCUCAUUAAUAAGCUGGAUUUUGCGAUGUCUACCUAUCUACUUUCUGUGUACCGUCUGGAAUACAUGAGGGUAUCCCGCUCAACGGAUCAGGACCGUUUUCAAGUUAUGUUUCGCUAUUUGGAGGACAAGGCUAUUCAGAAAGAUAAAGCAGGCAUGAUGCAGUGUGUGAUUGCAGUAGCUGAUAAAGUGUUUGAGGUUUUCCUUGCAGUUAUGGCGGACAAGCCCAAAACGAAGGAAAAUGAGGAAGAGCUAGAGAAGCAUGCACAGUUCCUGUUGGUGAAUUUCAACCACGUUCACAAGAGAAUUCGAAGGGUUGCUGACAAGUUUUUAUCCGGCUUGGUGGAUAAAUUCCCACAUUUAUUGUGGAGUGGUUCUGUGCUGAAAACGAUGCUGGAUAUACUUCAGACACUUUCCCUUUCCCUCAGUGCGGAUAUCCACAAGGAUCAACCUUUUUAUGACAUUCUUGAUACCCCUUACAGAAUCACUGUUCCUGAUACCAAUGAAGCCAGAGAGAGUAUCGUCCGUGAUUUUGCUGCUCGUUGUGGCGGGAUUUUGCAGGAGGCAAUGAAAUGGGCUCCAUCAGUUACCAAAUCCCAUCUUCAGGAGUAUUUGAACAAGAAUCAGAACUGGGUGUUUGGUCUGUCUCAGCACACUGGGCUCGCUAUGGCAACAGAGAGUAUCUUGAAUUUUGCAUGUUACAACAGACAGAACACCACACUGGGGACUACUCAACUAAAUGAAAGGCCAGCGUGUGUGAAGAAGGACUACUCUAAUUUUAUGUCCUCCCUCAACCUACGUAAUCAUUCUGCAGGAGAGGUGGCAGGAAUGAUCGAGUUCUCCGAAGCGACUGGUUGGCAGUCCGACCUGAACAAGAUCAUGAUUAAAAAACUGAACGAUGCACUGGGAUCAGUCGACACUGACGCGUACACACAGUCCAUGUUCAACCUCACAGCUCUGCUCAUCCGCAGAGAGGCCUGUGAUUCUCAGCUCCUUCACCAUCUUUGCUGGGCCCCUCUGCGGAUGUUCACAGCCAUGGGCAUGGAGACUGCUGUGGCCUGCUGGGAGUGGCUGCUGGCCGCAAAGAAUGGCAUCGAAGUGCCGUUCAUGCGGGAAAUGGUUGGAGCCUGGCAGAUGACAGUGCAGCAGAAGAUUGGCCUCUUCUCAGAGGAGAAGAGAGAAGCUGACCCAUUAGCAGCUUCUGAGGAGAGCCAACCUAUGCCCUGUCCCCCUGAAGUUACACCCCACCACAUCUGGAUAGAGUUUCUGAUGCAAAGGUUUGAGAUUGCCAAGUACUGCAGUGCGGACCAAGUGGAGAUCUUUGGCAGCCUUCUGCAACGCUCUCUCUCUCUAAAUGUUGGAGGAUCAAAGGGGACUUUGAACAGACAUGUAGCUGCCAUUGGGCCAAGAUUCAAGCUAUUGACACUUGGUCUUGCUCUGUUGCAUGCUGAUGUGAUUUCCAAUGCCACCAUUCGAAAUGUCCUCAGAGAAAAGGUCUAUUCUACUGCCUUUGACUACUUUAGUGUUGCACCUAAAUAUCCAACCCAGGAUGAGAAGAGACUGCGGGAAGACAUCAGUAUUAUGAUCAAGUUUUGGACAGCCAUGUUCUCUGAUAAGAAGUACCUCAAUGCAAAUCAAUUGGUUCCUCCAGACAACCAGGAUCCCUCUGUGAAUAGCCUGUCUGUUAUAAUUGUGGCUGAUUCGCGGAACAAUCUUGAUGUUGCCGUUGGAACACGGCAGCAGUCUGCACAAGGCUGGAUCAAUACCUACCCACUGUCCAGUGGAAUGUCAACCAUCUCCAAAAAAUCAGGCAUGUCAAAGAAGACCAAUCGAGGUACUCAGCUACAUAAAUAUUACAUGAAACGGCGCACACUUCUCUUGUCUUUGUUGGCGAGUGAAAUAGAGCGUCUCUCCACAUGGUACAAUCCCCUCUCAGCCCCUGAGCUGGCAAUGGACCAAGCUGGAGAAGCCAGCAUAGCGAAUUGGCGAUCCAAAUACAUCAGUCUUAAUGAAAAGCAAUGGAAGGAUAAUGUCAAUCUGGCCUGGAGCAUCUCGCCAUACUUGGCCAUACAGCUACCUACCAGGUUUAAAAACACCGAGGCCAUCGGAGCAGAAGUAACCCGGUUAGUGAGACUGGAUCCUGGAGCUGUCAGUGAUGUCCCAGAAGCCAUACGGCAUUUGGUCACUUGGCACACGAUCGACGCUGACGCCCCAGAGCUGAGCCACAUCUUGUGUUGGGCACCCACCGAUCCACCAACAGCUCUCUCCUACUUUUCAAGCUUGUAUCCACCACAUCCUCUGACUGCACAGUAUGCCGUGAAAGUACUACGGUCAUUUCCUCCGGAUGCUAUUCUCUUCUACAUCCCUCAGAUUGUCCAAGCUCUUCGAUACGACAAGAUGGGCUACGUAAGGGAAUACAUCUUGUGUGCAGCUGCCAAGUCACAGCUUUUAGGUCAUCAAUUUAUUUGGAACAUGAAAACCAACAUAUUCACUGAUGAAGAAGGCAAUCAUAAAGACCCUGAUAUCGGUGACUUACUAGAACAACUGAUUGAAGAGAUCACUGUGUCUCUGUCUGGCCCAGCGAAGGACUUCUACCAACGAGAGUAUGACUUCUUCAACAAGAUUACCAAUGUCUCCGCCAUCAUUAAGCCUUAUCCUAAAGGAGAAGAGAGGAAAAAAGCCUGCCUGAAGGCCUUGUCAGAGGUUAAAGUCCAACCUGGUUGUUACCUUCCAAGUAACCCAGAAGCAAUCGUUUUGGAUAUUGACUACAAGUCAGGAACUCCUAUGCAAAGUGCAGCCAAAGCUCCGUAUCUGGCAAAGUUUAAAGUAAAGCGAUGUGGAGUAGCUGAACUAGAAAAGGAAGGUCUGCGUUCCUCUUCGGAAGGUUCUGAUGAUUCUUCAGAGAAAGAAAACAGUGAAAGAAUUUAUUGGCAAGCUGCAAUUUUUAAAGUCGGUGAUGAUUGCAGACAGGACAUGUUGGCACUACAGAUCAUCGGUCUUUUCAAGAACAUUAUUCAACUAGUGGGUUUAGACCUGUUCGUCUUUCCCUACAGAGUAGUGGCAACAGCUCCAGGGUGUGGAGUUAUUGAAUGUAUCCCCGACUGCAAGUCACGAGAUCAGCUGGGCAGGCAGACAGACUUUGGAAUGUAUGAUUACUUCAGGAACCAGUACGGCGAUGAAUCUACACUGGCAUUCCAGCAGGCACGUUACAACUUUAUCCGCAGCAUGGCUGCUUACAGCCUCCUCCUCUUCCUGCUGCAGAUCAAAGACCGGCACAAUGGGAACAUCAUGCUAGACCGAAAAGGUCACCUCAUCCACAUAGAUUUUGGUUUCAUGUUUGAGAGCUCACCAGGGGGCAACCUUGGCUGGGAACCUGACAUCAAGCUUACCGACGAAAUGGUGAUGAUUAUGGGUGGAAAGAUGGAAGCUACGCCCUUCAAGUGGUUCAUGGAGAUGUGCGUUAAGGGAUACUUGGCAGUCAGGCCUUACAUGGAUGCAGUGGUGUCACUCGUUACACUCAUGUUGGAUACGGGACUUCCCUGUUUCCGGGGCCAGACCAUCAAACUUCUUAAACAAAGAUUCAAUCCCAACGUGAGUGAGAGAGAGGCAGCAAACUUCAUCAUCAAGGUUAUACAGAACUGCUUCCUAAGCAACAGGAGUAAAACGUAUGACUGGAUCCAGUACUAUCAGAACCAGAUCCCGUACUGAUGGAGGGCAUUGGACCGACCUGUUGUCUUCUCAAAGUGUGAUUGUGCGAUAUCACUGCUGUAUCCCUCUUGCAAUUUUUCUUUUAAUCAAUUUGUGUUAGCCACAUUCAACGACUGUACUUUAAAACUAGUUCUGGGACCUCACAACAAUCACUUCUAUAAAAACGUUCUUCAAUCACACUAUGAUUAUAGAGCAUAGAAUGUUUAUCAAAUCAUUGUAGAAGCAUUGAUUGCACUAUUUGUUGUCUGUAAUGCUGAGGAGAUGAGUAUAAAUAUCAAAGAUGUAUGUGGAGAUACUAUUUUUCUGUAGAGUAUGUAAAUGUAAUACAGAUGAGUUCAAUCUAUGAUGUCAAUAAAGCAAUGGAAUUA
Messenger RNA from Hypanus sabinus (Atlantic stingray), 6757 nucleotides. It is a transcript of the gene pi4kab, whose product is annotated as phosphatidylinositol 4-kinase, catalytic, alpha b. Bases 111 to 6389 code for a protein of 2092 amino acids. The record is from RefSeq and is a predicted model, not a curated record. Gene Ontology annotation, cellular component: cytoplasm; plasma membrane. The transcript has 55 exons. Lineage: Eukaryota; Metazoa; Chordata; Chondrichthyes; Myliobatiformes; Dasyatidae. Gene Ontology annotation, molecular function: 1-phosphatidylinositol 4-kinase activity. Gene Ontology annotation, biological process: phosphatidylinositol-mediated signaling; phosphatidylinositol phosphate biosynthetic process.